This is a messenger RNA of Frieseomelitta varia, 1144 nucleotides long. RefSeq names its product protein SYS1 homolog (gene Sys1). The transcript is spliced from 2 exons. Lineage: Eukaryota; Metazoa; Arthropoda; Insecta; Hymenoptera; Apidae. The coding region runs from base 345 to 827 and encodes 160 amino acids. Gene Ontology annotation, biological process: Golgi to plasma membrane protein transport; Golgi to endosome transport; protein localization to Golgi apparatus. Gene Ontology annotation, cellular component: Golgi membrane; trans-Golgi network. The record is from RefSeq and is a predicted model, not a curated record.
GCAUUCGAGAAAAAUAACCAUUCUGUUAUGAAGCAAGUGAAUUAUUAUGUAUAAAAAAUAUAGUGUUAUUAUUUUUAUAAUAUAGUAAUACAUUAGAUACAGCAACAUUUUGAAACUUAAUAUUAUCUAAUGGAUUUGUACAAAUAAAUAAAUAAACAUAAUAAUAUUAUUUGCACGUAAUAAAUAACUAUUUAAAUCAAUUUAGACAUUUGGAUUAUUAUGAUUUUACCAUAAAUAUUUUACUGAAUAAAUAUUAUUUGUAUUUUGUUAGAACUUCGAUAUGACAAAAUACAAUGGCAUAGAAUUGAAACAAGCGUUUUGAACUAGCAUUUUGAACAAAAACAAUGAAUAACAUUUCCGGACAGUUCCGUAAAACAAUGUGGGAUCCAUUUCUUAUAAUAUCUCAAAUAAUUGCUAUACAAACUGUAAUGUACUUUUGUCUUGGAUUAUGGAUUUGGAUUGUUGCAUCAUUCAUAGGAUCCACAAAGUCGCUAGACUAUGCUUUCCAUUAUAAACAAAUACAUGUUAGAGAUUUUGCUGGUCAGUUUAUUAUAAUUAUUUUCAUUUUAAAUGCAUUGAUUGGAGCAAUUGCACUAUGGUGGUUAGUACAGAGAACAAAACAAUGCAUGGACUUUGCUUGUACAGCACACUUAAUACAUUUAUUAUGUUGCUGGAUAUACAAUGCAAGUUUUCCAUCAACAUUUAGUUGGUGGUGUUUAAACAUCAUAUCUUUAAGUAUAAUGUGUGUUUGUGGUGAAUUUCUUUGUAUGAAAACUGAAUUACAAGCAAUACCAUUAAGUAUGAAUAGUCAGAAAACAGCCCUGUAAAAAUUUGUUAUUAAACUGAUCUUUACUAAAUAUCAUUUCAAAAAGUUUUAGGUUAAGAAAUAAAAAAUUGUUUGUUUUAUAUAUUAACAUACAUUUAUAGAUUCUAUUUAGUAUCAUAAAUAUACAUUAUAAUAUCUAUGUAACUUAUAAUUUGACUACAUGUAUUUAUUAAGUUCGUUCAAUGAUUUUCUUUAUAAAAACGUAAACCACAAUAUCCACAAGUAUGGUUACCAGGUUUGUCCUAAAAUAAAAUGUAUGUAAAUAAACUUAAUGAAUAUAUUUAUUAAUGUUGCAAAUAUAUAUAAUUUAUACCAAAA